Molecule: messenger RNA, 3639 nt
Organism: Ahaetulla prasina
Lineage: Eukaryota; Metazoa; Chordata; Lepidosauria; Squamata; Colubridae
Gene: GNAZ
Product: G protein subunit alpha z
Exons: 3
Coding region: 808-1875 (355 amino acids)
Biological process (GO): adenylate cyclase-modulating G protein-coupled receptor signaling pathway
Cellular component (GO): heterotrimeric G-protein complex
Molecular function (GO): G protein-coupled receptor binding; GTPase activity; GTP binding
Source: RefSeq, a predicted model, not a curated record
GUGGCCGGCUCUGCCGUGCGGCUGCGGGGAAGCGGCCAGCCGAGGGAGCGGCCAGCCAGCCAGGCAGCGAGCGGACGGCCGGGCGGCAGGCAGGCAGGCAGGCAAGCAAGCAGGGAGGCCGGAGGAGGAAGACGCCCGUCCGUCCCUGCUGGGCGCGGGCAGCCGCCGACGGCUCCUGCUUCUCCCGCCUGCGGGCCGUCGCGGGGCGCCGCCGAUGGGAGCGCCGGCUUCGCCCAAGCGCCGCGGCACCGCCUGCCCGCCCCGCCGCCAGGAGGUGGGGACGACUGAGUCCUGUCCCCAAACGUGACGCCGGCACGAAAGAAUUGCCCAAGAAGCCAAAUGCAUACAGCACCAUGGUUUCCCAGAGCUUCGUCUGCACCUGAGGCCUACUUGCAGGAGCAACUGGACCAUCCAUAGCAGGCUGAAGCAUAGCCGGCCAACGUACAGAAGAUUCCUUGUGUGCAGACGAGGAUGACAGAACGAUGCAGGAGGACAAGGGCAGCCCAAGGAGAGAAGGAGGUCUGAGUCUUUUGUAGGAAAGAGAAACUCCCUUCCUUACUGGAAUGUGCAACUGUUUAUUUUCCCCAUACGAGGGGGCCUUGUGAUCUGCUGCGAUGGUGGCUUGUAAUUGCUGGUGACGCAACCAAAUUCUAUACCCCUGCUGCGAGAGACGGAGCUGCUGGUGGAGGGGCGUUUUGGAGGAACCUUCUCAGCCGCCACCUGGCUGUCCAUCCCCUCCAGACCCAAUUCCUGGAGCUCCUCUUUCGAGAGUCUCAGGUGGCCUCUCCUGCUCGCCUCCGCUGUACCAUGGGAUGUCGGCAAAGUUCAGAGGAAAAAGAGGCAGCGCGGCGGUCCCGAAGAAUUGACCGCCACCUGCGCUCUGAGAGUCAGCGGCAGCGGCGGGAAAUCAAGCUCCUUCUCCUGGGCACCAGCAACUCUGGCAAAAGUACCAUUGUCAAACAAAUGAAAAUCAUUCACAGUGGCGGCUUUAAUUUGGAAGCUUGCAAGGAAUACAAGCCCUUGAUAAUUUACAACGCCAUUGACUCUCUCACCCGCAUCAUCCGCGCCCUGGCAUCCCUGAAGAUCGAGUUCCACAACCCCGACCGCGCCUAUGACGCCGUGCAGCUCUUUGCCUUGACGGGCCCCGCAGAGAGCAAAGGGGAGAUCACCCCAGAGCUGCUGGGGGUCAUGAAGAGGCUGUGGGCCGACCCUGGGGUGCAGGAGUGCUUCCGCCGGUCCAAUGAGUACCACCUGGAGGACAAUGCCGCCUACUACCUGAAUGACCUGGACAGGAUCGCCGCCUUGGACUACAUCCCCACCGUGGAGGACAUCUUGCGCUCCCGGGACAUGACCACGGGGAUUGUGGAGAACAAGUUUACGUUCAAAGAGCUGACUUUCAAAAUGGUGGACGUGGGUGGGCAGAGAUCCGAGCGCAAAAAGUGGAUCCAUUGUUUUGAGGGGGUUACAGCAAUAAUUUUCUGUGUGGAGCUGAGUGGAUAUGACUUGAAGCUGUAUGAAGAUAACCAAACCAGUCGGAUGGCAGAGAGCCUUCGCCUUUUUGACUCCAUUUGCAACAACAACUGGUUUAUCAACACCUCCCUCAUCCUUUUCCUGAAUAAGAAGGAUCUUCUGGCAGAGAAAAUUCGCCGAAUCCCACUAACGGUCUGUUUUCCUGAGUACAAGGGCCAAAAUACGUACGAAGAGGCGGCCGUCUAUAUCCAGCGCCAGUUCGAGGACUUGAAUCGCAACAAGGAGACCAAGGAGAUUUAUUCACAUUUCACUUGUGCUACUGAUACCAGUAAUAUCCAAUUUGUGUUUGAUGCGGUGACAGACGUCAUCAUUCAGAACAACCUCAAAUAUAUUGGCCUUUGCUAAGGAUCCUCUGAGGAAAUGAGCCUGGCUUUGUGUGGCGAUGCAAAAUAGGCAGAUCCCUCCUUUCACAGAGGAAAAAAACAGGGCACGUGUGGAAGAUCCAGUUAUGGAGGGGAGACGCCUGGUGCACGUUCACAGAUCAUCCCUUCAGCUGCCUACACGUUUUCACAAAAAGAAACGGCUUACCGCCUGCACACCUCCCCGCAAAUGGUGAGGUUUUGAACCGAACUGAAAAGUUUUCGCCGUCCCAUCCUCACGGGCUCAUUCUGUGUCAUUUCCUUUCCUGCAGUGGCAGAACCACCCUGUUGUAUCUGUGAUGAGCAGAUUAUUGUCUUUCCUGUCCUAAAAACCAGCUUCCUGUUGGGAAGAAGGCAGAGCCAGCAUGUGGGAAGCAGGAUGUGCUGGGACACCCUUUCCAGAACAGAGGCCUUUCUUGCCUCCCUUCGGGGAUCCAACCUGAUGAUCUCACCCCCACGCACACCCCGGUCAGGUUCCAUGCAGAACACGCUAAGCAGAUCCUAGGUACACGCAUUGUCUUUAUGUAACGGUGUAUCACAAAAUAUUCCGCCUGUGGAAGGACCUGAUGUGUGGGAAUGGUUUAUGGGCUGCCCAUCUGAAUCCUUCAGAUUUUCAGAUUGUGCAGCACGAAGUGAGAAAUGAGUAGAAUUACUGAAUUAAGACCAGGCUAAGUUGUGGUCACUAUUCUACCAGUGAGGAAUUUUAUACGUUGAAAGUUUUUCUUUUCAAUCCUUUUUUUGCCAAAUAAUUGUGUCCUUUCACACAAUCUCUGUAAUAACGAAUGGUUGGAUUUUUCUUUUUGAACACAGGUAUAAGAGGUAUAUGGAUUCUUUUUAAGUUAUUGUUUCGUGUCUGGGUUCCGUGUGGGCCAAUGGAGAGACUGAUUCCUUUGCGCCACAAACAUUCUGAGAAGUAUGGCAGCCUUUGCAACGGCCUUUCCAAACACAGGAGCCAAUGAAACUGUAUAAUAGAGCCUUUUAAGUCUUUUUGGGUGUUUAUUUUUAAAAUGUGUUGUAAUUAUUAGGUGAACAGAUGAGUGAUAUGAACAAUAUUUAAAUGUCUUGAUAUUUAAAUUUUUAAAACUUAGUGGAAUUAAAGAAAUGGAAGUGAUGCAUUUUUCAAUUCUCUAUCAUUGUGUUAAAAUAAUGCUGAAUGGCCUCUUUCUCUGGCAAACGCAUACUUAAGUGGGCCAGAGAAGCCGUUGUGUCUUCACUGGAGAAACCUCACCUGGGGCAUUUGGCCGGUGGUCGCGCAACUCAUCCUCCCCCCCUCUCCCCCCCCGCAUAAGUGUUCUUUCCAAUUCCAGUGCAAGCUAAAUGUGUAAAUAUGUAUUCAAGAAUUGUAAAGCACAUCCAUGCACUCACUGUUUCUUUCUCUCUCUCUCUUUCUCACACUCACUCAUUCACUCACUCACUCGCCUUCCUUCCCCUCCCUCUGUUUCCCAGUUGUAUGAACAUUAGUGGGAAUUCACAGCCAAGGGCUUUAAGAAAAAAUUAGCAGAAAUAAUGUUACAGGCUGUCCACUUUAAGAAAAUAAAUACUCUGAAUGGUCCUAACUGGUUUGUGGUGUGUUCACUAUUGCUUUGAAGCUUUGUGGUUUGGCACAGGUGGGUUUCUUAGGUAUUCCACUUCGGACGAAGCCAGUCGGAGAGCAGCUGGUCCCGCUCUGAGGAGGCAGUUGCGAGAAUCAGACCCCCUUUGAGGCAGCCUGGCUCAGGAUGGGGCCCUUGCAGAGGGGGGCUCCAUGGCC